Aspergillus ochraceoroseus IBT 24754 is the source of this 3856-nucleotide messenger RNA. RefSeq names its product condensin subunit YCG1. Lineage: Eukaryota; Fungi; Ascomycota; Eurotiomycetes; Eurotiales; Aspergillaceae. Gene Ontology annotation, biological process: mitotic chromosome condensation. The record is from RefSeq and is a predicted model, not a curated record. The coding region runs from base 185 to 3541 and encodes 1118 amino acids. Gene Ontology annotation, cellular component: condensin complex; condensed chromosome. The transcript is spliced from 2 exons.
GCGGAAGACGACGAAGCCAGCGACAACUUCCUCAACUUUUGAUCUUUGAUACGACAAACAGCGUCCUUAGGCGUCGCGCCGCAAUAUACUCGAUUCCAAUGUUUUAGGAUGAAUUUGUGAAUUUGCUUCUUUCCUGUCCAUAACUAAGCGCCACAUUCACCGAUAUUAUUACCCCUCUGUCAAGAUGCCUGGUCGAGUUUCCGCCCGUUCGACGUCUACUACCACCCGUAGACCUUCCACGCAAGCUUCAGCUUCGGUUGGUCGUGCUGGCUCUGCGACACCGUCCUUUGCAAUUCCGGAGGAGCCUGGGUUGCCUGAAGCCGUUCCCAACUUGCGCCGCGAUGUGUGCGCUAUUUUCGCAGACGCUCAACGCUCCACGACAGGGCAUCGCAAACUUGUGGUGCGACUGAGGAAAAUACAAGAGGCCUGCUGUGGUAUCCCCCAGAAAUCGAACAAAAAAGAAGACAAAAAUACCCAAGCGCAAAGGGAGCGCUUGACUCCAAGUGAAGAGACAGUUCCCGAGAGAGAGUUCAAUGUGGAAGUUGGGCGUUGCAUGCUACGAAUCCUCACAAUUAAGAAGACCGAGCCGGUUGGAGACCGUGUUUUGCGCUUCCUUGGAAACUUUUUGACGCAUGCAUCGGAGAAAGAUACCGAGAUUUUUAAUUUGGAAAACGAUGAUGACAUACAUAACACCCACGAGACACCCACCGCGCACUUGACGACAAGUAUUGUGACACUCAUAGUGCCUCUUUUAUCAGCAAAAGACAAGAUCGUCCGAUUCCGAUGCACACAGAUUAUCGCGCAUGUCGUCAAUUCUCUGGAUACCAUUGACGAUGACCUAUACCAUACCCUUCGACAGGGCCUCCUAAAGCGGAUCCGAGACAAGGAACCCUCUGUGAGGGUACAGGCAGUCAUGGGCCUUGGCAGAUUGGCCGGAAAUGAAGAGGAUGAGGAUGGAAAUGACGAUAGCUCUGCUGCCCUUGUGGACAAGCUGGUUGAGAUAAUGCAAAACGACACGAGCGCGGAAGUGAGAAGAACACUGCUUCUCAAUCUGCCUAUAAUUCCUGCCACUCUUCCCUAUCUUCUUGAACGUGCUCGUGAUCUUGAUGCACCAACACGACGGGCUUUAUACUCUCGCCUACUCCCUACCCUCGGAGAUUUCCGGCAUCUGUCUCUGUCCAUGAGAGAAAAACUCUUGAGAUGGGGGCUACGUGACCGUGAUGAAAGUGUGGCGAAGGCCACUGGGAAGCUGUUUUACGACCGUUGGGUGGAGGAUUGUGCUGGAACAAACAGCGAUCCCGAAAAGAGUGGUCAACGCUCGCCGCCAAAUAUCCCCGCCCUCCUAGAGCUUCUUGAGCGAAUUGACGUAGUCAACUCGGGCAUGGAGUCUGGAAUUGCACAUGAAGCUAUGCGUAGUUUCUGGAAUGGCCGUGCAGAUUACCGCGAAGCCGUUGUCUUCGACGAACCAUUCUGGGAGACUCUCACAGCAGAAUCCGCCUUCCUUCUGCGAUCUUUCAACAACUUCUGCCGCGUUGAGAACGAGGGAAAAUAUGAGAAUUUAGCUGAGGAGAAAAUCCCUGUCGUUACGGCACUGGCAUUUUAUCUUCACAAAUACAUGACGGAGCUUCUAAAACGAAAAAAGGCUGCAAAAGAAAUGCCCGAUGCUAACGAGGACGAUUGCGUUGAGAUUGAGUUCAUUGUUGAGCAAUUGCUACAUAUUGCAAUGACUCUUGAUUACAGUGACGAGGUGGGCCGACGAAAGAUGUUCUCUCUCCUCCGAGAGUCGCUCGCUGUCCCAGAACUACCCGAAGAAUGUACCAAGCUCACUGUUGAAACCCUGCGAUGUGUUUGUGGGCCAGAUUCUGCUGCCGAGAACGAAUUUUGCAGCGUUGUCUUGGAAGCUAUUGCUGAAGUCCACGAUACUAUUACCACAGAAGAUAGCUUCGUGUCUGCAAAGUCUGAAAUAAGCGAUGAUACCAACAGCCGCCAUCGAUCUGAAACCCCAAUGAGCGAGGAAGAAAAACCGUUCAACAAAGAGGAAGCGAAGGCGAAGGUCCUCCGCGAAAUCGUGGUCAACAUGAAAUGUCUUCACAUUGCUCUUUGUAUGUUGCAAAAUGUUGAAGGCAACCUCCAGGCCAACAUGAACCUGGUUACUAUGCUUAAUAACCUCGUUGUUCCUGCUGUCCGGAGUCAUGAAGCUCCAAUUCGAGAAAAAGGUCUAGAAUGCCUUGGCCUUUGUUGCUUGCUUGAUAAAACUUUGGCUGAAGAAAACAUGACGCUCUUCAUCCACUGCUACAGUAAGGGCCAUGAAGCCCUGCAAGUCACUGCUCUUCAUAUCCUGUGUGAUAUGCUCACGAGUCAUCCCACGUUGCUGGCCCCUGUGACGCAGUCUGACAAGGAAACCGUGUCCCCUCCUCCGUUCCAGAAGCCAUUGCUCAAGGUCUUUGCUAGAGCGCUCAAAGCAAGCUCGCCACACACCGUUCAAACUGCUGCUGCCACGGCCCUUUCCAAACUCUUGCUCACAGGGGCAUUUACCCCAUCUGGGACUAAUAUCCCCCCAGUCAUUCAGGAGUUCAACCAAAACGCCAUAGAGACAUUACUCCAGUCACUGGUCGUUUCCUUUUUCCACCCCCGUACCCGCGAAAAUCCUGCUCUCAGGCAGUCCUUAGCCUAUUUCUUCCCCGUGUACUCCCACUCCCGACCCUUGAACACACAACAUAUGCGGAAGAUUACCGUACCAGUUGUUCGGGCUAUUCUAAAUGCGGCAGAAGAAUACUAUUCACUCGAAGCCGAGGAAGAUAGUGAUGGCGAGAUUGAUGAGAGCGUCGGCCAGCGGGAGCUGAAAUUGCUAAUGAGUGGAGUUUUGGGUAUGCUCUCAGAAUGGACCGAUGAGCGCCGGGUGAUUGGACUUGGGGGGGAGAGGCUUCUGGCAGGCGGUCCUCCCAGCUCCAAUGCAUGCGGAUUUAUCCAUCUAGAGUUGAUCAAGGACAUCCUGGAGCGCGUUCUAGGGAUUAGCAGUGGCUCUAACCGCUGCUCUAAGGAGGAGAAGAAGCUUCUGUUCUCCCUCAUGAGUAAACUCUAUGUAGCCCCUCCAACCGCACCGUCCCGCUCGGCAUCCCAUAAUCCGGAAAACGACGAUCCGUUCCGCUCCAGCAUUCGAAGUGCCCAGGGAGAAAUCACGCAGGAGAACGCGUCCUUGGCUCAAGAGGUCAAAGAGCUGUUGGACCAGACCAUCGAGGAAGGCAUUGCAAUCGACGCUUCCGGCCGAAAUACCCUUGUUAAAGUCAAAAAUGUUAUACUCAAGCUACUAGCAGUAGCCCAGGGCUCUCGGCAUGCCAGCGCUAGGGUCCGGGAAGGCACCGCAGAGACCGAAAGCGAUAUGAUGAGUGUCCGUUCUGCGAGCGUGCGGUCCCGCAGUGUACGGCCUUCUGUUGAGCCAGGCACCUUCCGUCGGGGGUUCUCUGUUGAGCCUAGCAUCAUGGAAGAGGACGAGGAUAGUCGGAUGACUUUUAUCAAGUCUGAGGCCAUUGAGGAAGAGUAAUUUAUACUGCUUUCUAUGUCUUGUUUUGAUUCCAGGCGUUGGUAACAGGCUGGUUUUGUGGGCUGAACGACUGGGUAUGUCUGGGCUGGCUGGGUUGCAAUGUAAUUACUUGGUUGUUUGGUUAUGAUUGGAAAUGAUGACUUUCUCAGAGUGCAGUCUAUGGAUUCUUUCUGUAAAGAGCAGCGGAUGCUUCAUGAUAUAAUUUUGUUGAACUCGAGGCGUUUAUUAUACCAUUAACUGGCAAACCCUGGCAAAGCAACCCAUCAUGACAGAUAUUCAUCUUACAGUUUUCGUAGGUAAAUGAAGUAAACUGAC